AUGUGUACGCUCAUCAAUACCACGCGACUCCUCAAGUGCUCUGUCUGUGGUGCCUUGCGCGCGAGCUCGGUCAAGCCACCGGGCCACCCAAGCGAAACGAUCGACAGCAACAGCGACGACGACGACGACAUGGUACCCGCAAAGCCCGCAAGGCCGCAGCUCGAGCUACCCAGCGAACAGCUCUGGAACGACAAGUACACGCCUGUGACCAUGGACGAGCUCUGCGUUCACCCGAAAAAAGUCCAAGAGGUCGUCGCAUGGCUCCAGCUGCACGCUGUCGAGCGCACGACGAUCGAGUCCCAGCGACUGCUCUUUCUCUGCGGACCACCCGGUGUCGGCAAGUCGACGAUCAUACGGUCCGCCGCCACAUCUCUCGGCCUCGACGUCAAGCAGUGGAAGGACACAUCGGGCGUGCGGCCGCUCGGCGCCUCAUCUCGCCAUUCACCACUGAUCGAAGACUUCGCGUCUUUUCUCGAGCGCAGUCAGCGCUACGCAAGCCUCGCGUUUGUCGGUGCAUCGCCACCGCAGCAACACAUCAUCCUCGUCGAGGAGUGGCCGGCGUUCCAGGACCAGCACCGACACGAGGUCCAGCGACUGCUCCAGCACCGCCUCGACGCGCGCGACCAUCGAUAUCCCAUCGUCAUCAUCUACAGCGACGUCCACGAGACCAAAGUGACGCCGGCGUCGCUUGGCGCCGUCUUUCGAUGGACGUUGUGA
Molecule: messenger RNA, 717 nt
Organism: Saprolegnia parasitica CBS 223.65
Lineage: Eukaryota; Oomycota; Saprolegniomycetes; Saprolegniales; Saprolegniaceae
Exons: 1
Coding region: 1-717 (238 amino acids)
Biological process (GO): DNA repair; mitotic DNA replication checkpoint signaling; DNA damage checkpoint signaling
Molecular function (GO): chromatin binding
Source: RefSeq, a predicted model, not a curated record